This is a messenger RNA of Micropterus salmoides (largemouth bass), 4217 nucleotides long. RefSeq names its product heat-stable enterotoxin receptor. Gene Ontology annotation, molecular function: peptide receptor activity; protein kinase activity; guanylate cyclase activity. The record is from RefSeq and is a predicted model, not a curated record. Gene Ontology annotation, biological process: intracellular signal transduction; receptor guanylyl cyclase signaling pathway; protein phosphorylation. The transcript has 27 exons. NCBI's taxonomy places the organism in Eukaryota, Metazoa, Chordata, Actinopteri, Centrarchiformes, Centrarchidae. The coding region runs from base 278 to 3514 and encodes 1078 amino acids.
AAUCUGAGAAGCGAGCAACUCAGAGGAGAAAACAGACAAGGACUUAGGUACUGGAUAUUGCUCUUGUUAAAUAAACUUUCAGCGAGGUGGUGGAUCAGGCAAAAUUUCUUUUCUGGAAUUUACAGUGUUUGGUGAUUUUAUUGCACUAUAGACGGACUGGACUCUGGAGCAGGAGCAUUGGGGGAAAAAAAUCACACACUGAAAGCUUUUACCAUAUCACGGACUCUCUUCAACAGCUCAAUAAUAUAAAGGCUAGGAACUCGCUAGGACUUGGGAAAUGGGAACGUGGGGGUGGUGGUGGUUCUGUGUCUUGGGGAUUCCUUCUGCUACAUGUUGGGGUACCAAACCGUGUCUGGAUGGGAUUACAGUCAAUGUAAUCCUGCUGGAGGAUGAAGAGUCUCCCUGGAGUCUGAAGUUUGUAAAAGGACAAAUACAGAAGGCCAUAGAGACAGAUUCUUACAUUAACACUGCUGAAGGUGUGAAGUUUAAUCUAACAGCCAACUAUUACGGGUUUGACACAACCUUUUAUCGACAUAGAGGCUGCCAGAGUAGCGCGUGUGAGGGAGUGGACAAGCUAAUAACCCUGAUGUACUCAGAUGACCUGGGAUGUGCCGUGCUUGGGCCCACCUGCACCUACGCUACUUUCCAUAUGGUUGAUGUGGAAAACGGUCUGGAGCUCAGUACGCCCAUCAUCUCGGCGGGAAGCUUCGGCCUCUCCUGCGACUACACGCUGAACCUGCAGCGUCUCCUGCCGCCGGCACGCAAGAUCAUUGACCUGUUGAUCAACUUCUGGAAAAACAACAACCCGAUCAAACCUGAGUGGACGACGGCCUACGUUUACAAGAAACAGAGCAACACAGAGGAUUGCUUUUGGUAUAUAAAUGCAAUGGAUUCAGACUCCAGCAAGUUUGCCUUUCAUAUUCAAAAAGAGGUGCUGCGCAAACCAGAAGACCUGAAAACUGUACUUACAUCACCCCAAAACAGGACAAGCAACUUGUUCAUCAUGUGUGGAUCACCAAUGGACGUAGUGGAGAUGAAAAAUGAGUGCAAAAAGGCAGACGACAGUGACAUUCUCUUCAUCCUUAUUGAUCUCUACAAUGAUGUAUACUACACCAACACAUCGUCAAUGCCAUCCAUGAAGAAUGUGUUGGUGUUGACUAUGCCCAACACCAGAAACUACACUAUAAACGCAGACCUGCAAGGCAACAACACGAUGAAUGAUUACAUGGCUGCAUACCAUGAUUCAGUGCUGCUGGUAGGCGAGGUGAUGAGGAAUAUAGCUGAAAUACCUCAGUCAGACAUUCAACAGAUGGAGUUUGUGAAUGCGAAUUAUUUCAGAAACAUCUCCUUUAAAGGAUCUGCUGGACCCUACAAGCUGGACAUACAUGGAGACAGAGAUGUGACUCUCUCAUUCAUUUACACCACCACUGACAACAAGUACCGAACUUUAUUUACAUUUGACACUGAGUACAACAAAACCACCGUGAUUGAUAAAGACCCUUCCUUCAUCUGGGGAAAAAUGCUUCCUAAUUCCAUACCAGACACAGCUUCAGGCAUGGCAUUUCAUGACAUCAUUGUCAUCGUGUUGGCUGUUACAGUGGUUGUGGUGGCCACCAUCGCCUUCAUUUUCUACAGACAGAACAGGAGGGAUCGUCUGCUGAGGAAGCGCUGGUCCCACAUCGACUUCGAUCUCAUCACACUGCUGGAGAACAACGAACUCAGUGUCGUGUCUCUUAAGAUUGAAGACGAGAGGGAAGACCUGAAUUCCAAGAUCCGCUGUGCAUUCUAUGACAGAAAGAUUGUGAUUCUGAAGGAGCUCAAGCACUCAGAUGGGAACUUUGACGAGACGCAGAGGAUAGAACUUAAUGCGCUCCUGCAAAUCGACUAUUACAACCUCACAAAGUUUUAUGGCACAGUGAAGUUUGAUCAGGGUGUGUUUGGAGUGUUUGAGUACGGAGAGAGGGGGUCACUCAGGUAUGUGCUGAAUGACAAGAUUUCAUACCCAGAGGAGACCUUCAUGGACUGGGAGUUCAAGAUCUCCGUCAUGUACGACAUUGCCAAGGGCAUGUCCUAUCUCCAUGCCAGUGACAUCCAGGUGCAUGGUCGCCUCAAGUCCACCAACUGUGUGGUGGACAAUCGUAUGGUGGUGAAGAUCACAGAUUUUGGCUGCAACACCUUCCUAAGCCCCGGCAGAGACUUGUGGACUGCUCCGGAGCAUCUGAGGAAACAGGGCACCUCGCAGAAAGGAGAUAUCUACAGCUUUGCAAUCAUCGCUCAGGAGAUUGUUCUCAGAAAGUGCACCUUCUACACCGAGGGCUGCUCCGACCGAGCAGAAAAGCUGUCCAGGGUCAUCAUGUCCUACUUUAGACCUGAUCUUAACUUUGAGACAGCUUCAGAGAAUGAAUUAGAGGUGUACAUGUUGAUAAAAAGCUGUUGGGAUGAGGAUCCAGAAAAAAGACCUGACUUUAAGAAGGUAGAAAACAGUCUGGGGAAGAUCAUCAGUAAAAUUCAUAACCAGGACAAUGAGAGCUACAUGGAUAACAUGAUCAGACGGCUGCAGAUGUAUUCCAGAAACCUGGAGCACCUGGUAGAAGAGAGAACGGCCCUCUACAAAGCUGAGAGGGACCGAGCAGACUGCCUCAACUUCAUGCUGCUUCCUGGCCCAGUGGUGAAAAGCCUGAAGGAGACUGGUGUGGUGGAGCCAGAGCUGUACGAGGAAGUGACAAUAUAUUUCAGUGACAUCGUCGGUUUCACCACUCUGUGCCAGUACAGCACACCGAUGGAAGUUGUGGACAUGCUCAACGACAUCUACAAAGGCUUUGAUAGCAUCGUCGACCACCACGAUGUAUACAAGGUAGAGACGAUUGGCGAUGCCUACAUGGUGGCCUCCGGGCUUCCUGAGCGAAAUGGGAACAGGCAUGCGGUGGAUAUCUGCCGCAUGGCGCUGGACAUCUUGGCCUUCAUGGGUACCUUCCAGCUCCGGCACCUGCCCGGUAUCCCUGUGUGGAUUCGCAUCGGCGUUCACUCAGGUCCCUGUGCAGCAGGUGUUGUGGGGAUAAAAAUGCCCAGAUAUUGUUUAUUUGGAGACACGGUCAACACAGCAUCUCGAAUGGAGUCUACAGGACACCCCCUGCGGAUCCACGUCAGUCAGCCCACAAUAAAUAUCCUGCAGAGGACAGACCGCAAGUUUGAGUAUGAGAUCAGGGGGGAAACAUAUCUGAAGGGUAAAGGCACAGAGACAACCUACUGGUUGACAGGUGAGACGGGCGAAGACUACAACCUCCCAGCUCCACCCACAACGGAGAACUUCCAGCGGCUCCAGCAGGACCUCGCCCACAUGAUCCUGUCAUGUCUGGAGCGCCGCUCUCGAGGCUCUGUCCGGAGGAAGAAGCCACUUGCGAGCCAGACUAAGGAAGACAACAAGGACCAAGAGUCAGAGGUGGAGUCUGAGAGCGACCACCCUGAGUACCUGCAUCUGGCCAUUGUGGAUAACACACUCAGUACCUUCCUCUAGUACAAACCUACUGUAGAGUACAUCACUGCCAUAAUAUGACUGGAUGUUAUUACACUAUUAAGUAAGAGUUGGAAAGUAACCAGCCGGUAGAGGCAGAGAGGGAAGAAAAGACCAUAGCACUGUGCACUAUGCAUUUACAUACACAUUACAAAAUAAGAGCCUUCUUUAAGAUCUAAAAGUCUCGGUACGGAUGUAUUUGCCAGUAGUUGCAUAAGAUGGACAAGGAUGUGAUAAGUGCUUGGUUUUAUUCCAGGAUAUAUUUCUGAUGUGCAGCUGACAUGACUCUGCAUUAGGAAUGAGGUUCUCCUGCCUUGUCCUUGCUUUUUUUGUUCUCCUUAUUGAAUCCCUGGUUAGAUGUGCACAGAUGUGAAGAUAACAGGGAGUCAAGCAGCGACUUGACCUUUGUUAUAAAAUGAGUUCUAUGACAUGUUUGUAAAAGUAAAAAUGUUCUUUACUGAGUGAGAGACACUUUUAUCAAACAAUUUACUCUUAUUUACAGCAAUGGACUGUAUAGAGCUAUAAUGGAUGCUUUGUGUAGAAAUAACCAACCAGACAUAAGGAUUUAACGUACAUGUAAUGUAUGUGAUUUAAAUAUCUUUAAAUUGCCCUAAUAUGUCCUGUUUUUCCCUUCAGCAAUUAUCAUGUGAAAUUAACAAUCAUCUACAAUAUUUAUAAUAAAAUAAACUGCUGCAGAAAGGACAAA